AACAAGCAGAAAACAACGAAUGUUGCUAAAAAUGCUGAUUCAGAAGUUAAUGUACAUCGCGCUUCAAAUCUUCUUAACUUAUUUAUGUGUUCGGCUACUUCUUCAAAUGUUACUCCGAAACUGGAAAAUUAUUAUCCGACAAAUACAUCCCACUUACAUGAAACAUCUGUUGAACUCAGGACUUACAAUGAACUACAGGCUUUGCAGGAAAUUGUCGCCAAAAAUAUCGUUGAACUAGGACCGAAAGCUUUGAAUACAACUGAAAUUGCAAAACAGUGCAAGACUUUAAUGAUCACUUACAAUAUUGGGCAACGUUUAUUUGCAAAGUACGUCAUGAACCAGUCACAAGGAUCACUCAGUGAAUUGCUGUCGAAACCGAGACAUUGGAACAAACUUACUGACAAAGGGAGAGAAGCAUUUCGUCGCAUGUAUGGAUGGGUCUCAGAUGCCAAAGCCAUUGAACUGCUUUGUAACAUUUCACCACGUCGUACGCAACCAAUUGGAUUGGCUGAAAUUGAGGCACCAUCGCGUGAGAUGUUAUGGGAUCAGCAGAGUGUUUCAUUAGCUGCUGUAUCUCGAUAUAAUACCGAUGGUGUUUUUGAAUCGCUUGCGCAAAAGCAGUUCUCGCGGAUUACUUCAGGAGAUUCGAAACAACGUGAAAGACUCUCUGCAUCAUUCAGUGGAGGUAGUGGUAAUUCAGCUUUACAGCGUACGAGUCGCUGGCGACAUGAUGACAUACCAAAAGAAAAGAUUGUGAAAAUAUAUAAACGUGAAUUAGCACUGCUAAAAGAACAAGAAUAUCAUUUGGAACAAACAGUUGGUUCAAGAUCUCCAAGUGUAAAAAGUAAAGAUGAAAAGCUAGAAUCUACGAAUGGGACACCGAAUGCCAAAUCUCUCUCAUCACCAUCUCGUUGUGCAUCAGUUAGUGGCAAUUGUUCACCAAUAGAAACAACUGGUAUUAUAAAUCCAGUACAAGCCCUAUUUGUUUCAAAAUGUAGGAGUGGCAUGACUUCAAUAACACAAGAGGAAUUCGAACGUUAUGCAGUGCUAGAUACGGAAGAUAUUGUCAAAAAGAUUAAAGACUUUCUUUGCUCAAACUCAAUAUCUCAACGUCAGUUUGGGGAAAAUGUACUGGGCCUUUCACAAGGAUCAGUUUCUGAUCUCUUGGCAAAACCCAAACCGUGGACUAUGCUGACGCAGAAGGGGCGAGAGCCAUUCAUACGCAUGCAGCUUUUCUUAAAUGAAGCUCAGAGUGUGAUUUGCAAAUCUGAAAUCGAAUGGAAUGGAGCUUUUGCUUCAUUAGAAUCUUCGGAAAUACCAAGUAAUGAAGCGCACGAUAGUACAAGACAAAAUGUUACUAAUGAUGUGACUAGUUCUCAGAAUUUGGCAUCUGCAAAUGAGAUAGAACAUCUGGCGGGAAAAAGUCAUAUUGAAAAAAAGACACGAGAUGUCAAAAAAGUCGUGGAUGCUGAUGAAAUUAUGCGAACAAUGCGAAAAGAAAUUUAUCUAGCUGACACAAGUAGGACACAAGAACUGCAAAGUACAUAUCGUGAGUCUUUUUCUGCUUCGAAAUCGCCGCUUUUCCGAUAUUCGACAUUUGGUGAUGUAAUUUUGGGAGUCAGUCCAGGUGGCGUAUCAGAGCUUUUAGCCAAACCAAAAACAUGGAUACAACUGUCUCCGCGAGCGCGUGAUUUGUACCUCAAGAUGAAUGAGUGGCUCGAUGAAAUGAAUGGAAAUAGACCCGUAGACGAAAUACCUCCUUCCAGUGCACUUCCGAUUUCAUCUUUAACAGCUUCUCUUCCAGGUGGAAUCAGAACACUAACUUCUGCAGAUGCCGCUAUGAAAACUCCAUCAGGUUUUAGAAAAAGGGCUUCAAGUAGUAUAAAUGAUGGAGAAACACCGAAAAAAGUGCAGGUAAUGUUGUUAGUAUAA
Molecule: messenger RNA, 1932 nt
Organism: Thelazia callipaeda (thelaziosis nematode)
Lineage: Eukaryota; Metazoa; Nematoda; Chromadorea; Rhabditida; Thelaziidae
Source: the annotation of a GenBank genome assembly